CUUAAAGCAAGCAGGGGGGAAAGAGCAAACUUUAAUAUGAUAUUAGGGAUUUCAUAGUUUUCACAAACUUUCUUUUUCUCACCAAACAUCAUUUCUUUAGCUUAAAGCUCUUUAUGUUUACUUCAAUAAAUAGUGAAACCACACAAACCCAAAAUACUCAUUACAAUCUUGAAUCACUAGACUGAUAAUAUGGAAGUGGGCAAUAGAAGGAGGAGCACAUCAUCAAGAAAUAAUGGUGUAGUGGCUACAGGUUCUGUUUGGGAGAACAGAAUGAAACUUGAUGAAGUAAAAGGUGGAUUUAAAGUGUUUAGUAAUAGUAGUGCUGAAGAAACCCCAGAUGAAAAUGAUGAUAUAGAUUGUGUCUUUAUUAGUGGAAGCAAUAAUCAAGUGGAUAAAAAGCUGGAUAUGGGACCAAAAAAAUGUAAUCUUGAUGUUGGGUUAGUGAGUGGAAAGAGAAAAACUUGGAAAACUGAGAGUUUUGAAGGAAACCCAAUUCAGAUUGCUAGUAAAAAAACUGAUUUGAGCAAAAAUUUGGAUGGAAAAUGUAAAGAUUUGAGUGUUUCUGCUGAUGGGGUUGUUGGGAUUACAAAGAAAACUUGGAAAAAUGAGUGUUUUGAGGGAAACCCAAUUCAGAUUGCUAGUAAAAGAUCUGAUUUGAGCAAAAACUUGGAUGAGAAGUAUAAAGAUUUGAGCAAAAAUUGGGAUGAAAUGUGUAAAGAUUUGAGUGUUUCUGCUGAAGGGGUUGUUGGGAUUAGGAAGAAAACUUGGAAAACUGAGAGUUUUGAGGGUAACCCAAUUCAGAUUGCUAGUAAAAGAUCUGAUUUGAGCAAAAGUUUGGAAGAAAAAAGUAAUAAUUUGAGUGUUUCUGCUGAUGGGGUUGUUGGUAUUACAAUGAAAAAGACCCCAAUACAGAUUGCUGGUAAAAAAUCUGAUUUGAGAAAAAAAUUGGAUGAGAAGUGUAAAGAUUUGAGUGUUUCUGUUGAUGAGGUUUGUAAAAAAAUACCAAUUCAGAGAAAGAAAAGUUUUGAGUUGAGAAAGCUGAAAUCUGAUCAGUCUGUUAAUGGGAAUGUGAUAAAAUCCAAUCUUGAUGUAAGAAACUUGAAAAAAUCCAAUCUUGAGGAGUCAAGUGUGAAUCCUGAAGGGUCAAUUUUGAUUAUGAAGACAAAAUCUGAGGAGUUUGGUAUGUGUGAAGAGAAAUUCAUCACAAGCAAUGUAGUAUCUGAGGCCAAAUCUGCAAAUAAAUUAGAAGAGAAUCUUGAAAAUGGAGAUGAUAAUGAAGAUGAUGAAGAAUGGGAUGAUGUAUUGGAGGAAGAAAUCGAUGAGGGAAUUGAAAAGAAAAGUGUUGAUGUUAAAGAAAUUAGAGUACAAGAACAGAAUAAGCCUAAAAAGAUUGUGAUUGAAAACAAGAAAUUUCAGUACAAUAAUAAAAUACAAAUACCAAUUUCUUCAAUUAACAAGAAACAGCUCCCUCCUACUUCAGUCCAUGCUAAUGUUCAUCCAAGUCCAACAAGAACCAAAUCAGUUCCAGUUUCAGAUGAAUUCCUGUCUAGACAACAUAGCAAAUUACAAAGCUUGGUUGAUUUAGUGAUGUGGCGAAAUGUAUCAAAAUCAGCAUUAGUCUUUGGACUUGGAACCUUUGUUAUCAUUUCGACUUCAUAUACUCAAGAUCUCAAUAUCAGCUUUAUUUCUGGGCUCUCCUACUUGGGUCUGAUCUAUCUUGCUGCGAUCUUUCUCCUUAGAUCCCUCAUUCACAGGAGAGCCAUUGAUAUUGGUGAAUCAAGUGAAUAUGUAUUAGUGGAAGAAGAAGCACUAUGGAUACUGAAAUUGAUACUUCCUUUAAUAAAUGAGUUUCUUUUGAAAAUCAGAGCCCUUUUUUCUGGGGAUCCUUCAACUACAAUGAAGAUGGCAGUUCUGCUGUUUGUUUUGGCUAAGUUUGGCAGCUAUAUAACUAUUUGGAAACUGUCUAAAUUGGGCUUUUUUGGAGUUUUCGUCAUACCAAAAGUUUGCUCUUCUUAUUCCACACAGUUAACCUCUCAUGGUACAUUUUUUAUAAGAUACAUUAGAGAUGCUUGGGAAUCAUGUACUCACAAAAAAGCAAUUGGAUUUGUAAUCUUCACAUUAGUAUGGAAUUUCUCUUCAAUCAUUGCCAGAAUAUGGGCAGUGUUCAUGUUGUAUGUGGGUUUUAGGUACUAUCAACAAACCUUGAUGAGAGAAGACACAACUAAUAUUAAAGAUGAUGAUUUAAUAUUAGUUGGGAAAAAGCCCAAUUUAAUGGAUACAAGAAAGCAAAAGAAAGCAUUUUAAGUUAAUAAAUAGAUUAAUAUUAUAAACAAUAAUAAUUUUUUUUAUUACUAGGUGAUAGAUAAUUUACAUGUAUUCUACAUUUCUAGUUGCCCAAUUUCCCAACCAUUAUCAUUUGAUAUUUAUUUUUUUGUUCUUACUGUACAUAAUCAACUUGGGCUAGUAAUUCUUUUGGCAAUAAAAAUGAAAUAUUAUUUUUUUGA
Messenger RNA from Solanum dulcamara, 2504 nucleotides. Its product is annotated as reticulon-like protein B21. The record is from RefSeq and is a predicted model, not a curated record. The coding region runs from base 190 to 2304 and encodes 704 amino acids. Lineage: Eukaryota; Viridiplantae; Streptophyta; Magnoliopsida; Solanales; Solanaceae. The transcript is spliced from 9 exons.